This is a messenger RNA of Aspergillus campestris IBT 28561, 1269 nucleotides long. Its product is annotated as 14-3-3 adaptor artA-like protein. The transcript is spliced from 8 exons. Lineage: Eukaryota; Fungi; Ascomycota; Eurotiomycetes; Eurotiales; Aspergillaceae. Gene Ontology annotation, cellular component: cytoplasm. The record is from RefSeq and is a predicted model, not a curated record. Gene Ontology annotation, biological process: signal transduction. The coding region runs from base 84 to 905 and encodes 273 amino acids.
UCCUCUACUCCAUCUCUCUCUUCCUCUAGUCCUUCUUUUCUCCUCCUUUUUCUAUCCGCCUUUCUACCCCUCCAUCUUUCACCAUGACUUCUGAGCGCGAUAGCAAGACGUUCCUCGCACGUCUGUGUGAGCAGGCCGAGCGUUAUGAUGAGAUGGUCCUCUACAUGAAGGAAGUUGCCAACAUCGGAGGCGAACUUACCGUCGAUGAGCGUAACCUUCUCUCCGUCGCCUACAAGAACGUUGUCGGCACCCGCCGUGCUUCCUGGCGCAUCAUCUCCUCCAUCGAGCAGAAGGAGGAGUCCAAGGGCUCGGAGCAGCACGUCACCAUCAUCCGCGACUACCGUCAGAAGAUCGAGAACGAGCUGGAGCGGGUCUGCCAGGAUGUCCUUGAUGUGCUGGACGAGUCUCUGAUCCCCAAGGCCGAGACUGGCGAGUCCAAGGUGUUCUACUACAAGAUGAAGGGUGACUACCACCGCUACCUCGCCGAGUUUGCGUCCGGCAACAAGCGCAAGGUUGCUGCCACUGCCGCCCACGAGGCCUACAAGAACGCGACCGACGUCGCUCAGACCGACCUCACCCCCACCCACCCCAUCCGUCUGGGUCUCGCCCUGAACUUCUCCGUCUUCUACUACGAGAUCCUGAACUCCCCCGACCGUGCGUGCCACCUGGCCAAGCAGGCGUUUGAUGACGCGAUCGCGGAGCUGGACUCCCUGUCGGAGGAGAGCUACCGCGACAGCACCCUGAUCAUGCAGUUGCUGCGUGACAACCUCACCCUGUGGACGUCUUCGGACGGCAACGAGGGCGAGGGCUCCGCCUCCAAGGAGGACAAGCCCGAGGAGGAGUCCGCGGCGGCCCCCGAGGACAAGGGUGAGGAGACCAAGCCCGCCCCCGCGGCUGAGUCGUAAGAGACUUGAGGGAUGGGCGUUUUCCUUAGUGUUGUAUCAAAAACCGCGUUCUUGCUCGGCGUGCCUGAUUUGGACGUUCGAUUUCUCCAGGAAGUACAUGUGAAGGUCUGUUUCUCGCUUUCUAGCUGCGUUGACGGGUUUGGACUGGUUCAUGACUUCCACUUGCUCGGGAUUCGUGUGGACGGCUAGCGGAGUUUGAAGUUUGGAGAGCGCCGGGAAAGGGGCUGAGUGGAAUCUAUCUCUCUUUUACUGUCUCUAUUCCCACCCCAGCAAGAUACAUUGUGUUAUUUCAGCUUUCUCACUAUGAACUCCCUAGUAUCACCUGGUUAAGACCUCAGUAAAUUACGACUAGACACGAAACAAG